Molecule: messenger RNA, 2727 nt
Organism: Trypanosoma rangeli
Lineage: Eukaryota; Euglenozoa; Kinetoplastea; Trypanosomatida; Trypanosomatidae
Product: lanosterol synthase
Exons: 1
Coding region: 1-2727 (908 amino acids)
Biological process (GO): triterpenoid biosynthetic process
Cellular component (GO): lipid droplet
Molecular function (GO): lanosterol synthase activity
Source: RefSeq, a predicted model, not a curated record
AUGACGGCAUUUGAUAAUGACGAAAAUACGCUGAGCAUAAGUCACACACCCUUGCCCAUGGCAUUGCCGUUUCCUUUUCAGUUUGAAAGCGUCGUGCCCAGGCCACCAUCAACGGUUUGGGAUUACGUGCUGUCACUGCUCUGGAUGGUUGGAAAGACGUUGGGCCUGUUCCUCUUUUUAUUGUUCUCUGCCCCAGUUUUGCUGCUGUUGCAUUGGCUUCUUAUGCUGCUAGACCGGCGCAAUAGGCGAGCCGUCCUGCGGCACCAGCAGCUGUGGUCGUUCAAGAGCGUGCCGCACGUGCGUCCGGUGCGGGUCGCUGCGUCACGGGAGUUUCCUCUUGAGAAUUGGCACCUGCGCUGCGAGGAUGGUCGACAGCGGUGGUGCUACGGCGAGUUGUUGAACGAGGAGGAGGGCAAUACACUCGGCAAGAUGCAGGCCGCAGGGUUGGCGUUUUUCCCGUCCAGGGACGUUCCCAUGGUGGGGGAACACUACGAGUGGGCUGCGGGAAACGCCGUCUCGCCGACGCAGGAGCCAGACAUGCGGGCGAUCAAGGAAAAACGGCGCCGUUUCGUGGAACAGUACCAACUCGGUCUCAAGACAACAGUGGAGGUGCGUCGACGUGCGUCGUCGGAAGACGCCGUGAGGGACGGGGUGGAGUUUCUCCUUCAGUUGCAGGAUCCGUACUCCGGACACUGGCCAAACGAUUACAGUGGACCACUGUUUUUGACCCCUGGUCUCAUUUUUGUCAAGUUCCUGAUCGCGGGUGGGGAUCUUCAUAAGAUGUUCCUCCCGCACAAGGACCAUCAUCACAAGGAUGACAAGCCGUGUUGUUGCGGGGAGGCAGCACGGUUGGAGUUGAUACGCUACCUGCGUAACUACAUUAACAAGGACGGAGGCUUUGGGCAGCAUACGGAGGGGCAUAGUACGAUGCUCGGGACGGUGCUUAACUACGUUGCUUUGCGCCUGAUGGGUGUGCCGGCCGAGGAUGCCGAUGCUGCAGGGGCGCGGGCGUGGAUACGUGGUCAUGGCGGUGCGGUUUCCAUCCCAACCUGGGGCAAGGUAUGGCUGUGUAUUGUGGGUCUAUACAGCUGGGAUGGCAUUAACCCCAUUCCUCCGGAGCUUUCACUCCUGCCAAAUUGGGUUCCGUUGUCUCAGGGACGACUAUGGUGCCACAGUCGCGUCGUUUCCGUGCCCUUCUCUUACCUGUACGGUACGCGAUGGACGCCUAAACCUCAUCCCCUCUUGAGACGUCUUCGCCAAGAAUUGUACACAGAACCAUAUCAUCAAAUAUCAUGGGAACAACACCAGAGUAACAUCUGCAAGUUGGACUGUUACACACCACUUUCCUCUACAUACAAAUUCACCGCGAAAAUGUUUAAAUUAUAUGAAAAGCUUCACAGUAAGGCUCUCCGCAGGUAUGCGUUGGAGGUGGCCUGGUCCCAUAUUGCGUACGAGGAUGAGGACACCAAUUUUAUAUGUCUUGGACCUGUAAACAAAUUAUUGGAUAUGCUUAUUACAUGGAUUCGAGAGGGCGAGAGUAGUGGACGUUAUCAGAAUCACCUCACUCGUGUAGAUGAUUAUUUAUAUAUGGGACCAGAAGGAAUGCGUAUGAGCGGUUACAAUGGAUCCCAGCUGUGGGAUACUUCUUUUGCUGUACAAGCCAUAUGCGCUGGUAGCAUGGAACUUUUGUACCCACAGGAGAUGGACCUCGCCCAUCACUAUGUGGAUAUUGCGCAGGUGCGGAGGGACCCCAAGGCAGCGGCCUCCUUCUACCGCCAUCGUACAAAGGGUGCAUGGAAUUUCAGUACCGCGACACAGUCGUGGCAAGUGUCAGACUGCACUGCGGAGGGUCUACGUGUGAUUCUGUUGUUGCGUCAUAGACCAUUUUCUGUCUCCCGCAUGCGUGACGCUGUGGAUGAGAUUCUUUCACUACGAAACAAGAAGGCUGGUUGGGCUUCCUACGAACCCAUGCGUGCACCGGCCUAUGCAGAGCUUUUCAAUGCGGCCGAUGUGUUUAAGGAUGUGAUGACGGACUACGGCUACGCUGAGUGCAGCAGCAGCUGUAUCCACACCUUGGCUCUCUUUCGUCAACAUUACCCGGGGUACCGACGGACGGACGUCAACACUGCCAUCCGCGAGGGUAUACAAUUCGUCUUGUCUUUGCAACGACCCGACGGUAGUUUUUACGGGAGCUGGGGGGUUUGCUUCACCUACGCGGCGUGGCUUGUGGCCAGCGCACUUUGCAUCUCCCGUGAGAUUGCUGACAUGGCUAAUCACCCAUCCUGCGUGCGUCUCAUUGACUUCUUGCUUUCCCAUCAGAAUGCCGACGGAGGUUGGGGCGAAGACGUUACCGCCUGCAUGCGUUCACUCUGGGUUGAUAGCCCGAGUGGCAGCCAGGUUGUGAACACUGCCUGGGCGGUGAUGGCAAUCAUGUCAGCCGCCGGGGAGGCAGCUCGUGUGCCGCCAAAGCGGCGGGAGCAAAUCCGUGUCGCUGUGGAGCGGGGCAUUCACCUUAUCAUGUCGAGGCAGCUUGUCACAGGGGACUGGGCCCAGGAGCGCAUCAGUGGCGUGUUCAACGGCAACAACCCGAUUAACUACCCGGGGUACAAGAAUACGAUGCCGGUAUGGGCGCUGGGGGCGUACAACGCCUGGAAGAAAACCUACACCGUCCCACGGUACCACAGUAUCAGUCUUCCGGGUGCAUUUGGGCUUGCGGGGAAUAACUGA